CUUGUUAGAGGAGUGGAUUUCCAGUAUUAAAGAAGUUCAAUUAUCUAAAAUAGUAACAGUAAUCCUCGUCCAUCUUUUUCUUCGUAUAUAUUUUUAAUUUUUAAUAUGGAAGGCUUACCUCUCAUACCCGGCUAUAGUUUUCGUGAUCCAAGUGUAAGUUUCUCCAAAUUUUCUUUUGCUAAAUAUGAGAAGGCGCGAUCGUUAUUUUCUGAUACCGCAAUAAUGAUGUAUUUAAUAUUCCUAAAGAUUCAAGAUUACAGAUUCAAGCGCAAAUUUGGCUUUUUAAAUGGUUUCCGAACGUUAAAUGACAGUAAAUUCGGUAUUGGGGGAAGGCCUAUCGAUGUUGCAUCUCUUGCCUAUAUGGAGGAGAAAGAUCCCAUACAAUACGAUCCAUCGUUAACGUAUGGUCGCGUACGUGAUUACGGAUAUCAACAGUUUGUACCGCAUUACGCAUUGUACGCGCAAAAAUGUCUUCGUUUUAAGGCUUUUUUUCGUCAAGGAAUUUUUAAUUCUCCGAACGAACAUUUUCGUAUACGUCAUGUAUACAUUAUGUAUUUCUUAGAGGACGAUACAUUAUGCGUAACAGAGCCUUUUAUAGAAAAUGCUGGAUUUUUGCAAGGUAAACUUGUGAGGCGUGAUAAAAUUGCAAAAAAUAUCAAUGGCGAUUAUUUCCAUUGGAAAGAUCUUAAUGUUGGUAAAGAUAUAUGCAUCUAUGGAAUAGUUUAUCAUAUUAUUGAUUGUGAUCUAUUUACGAGAGAAUUUUUGAGUAGUCAGGGUAUUGAUGUGGGAGAUAAAGAAGACACGCCCAUAGAUCCGUACAUAGGAGAUCGUAAAAUGAAAAUUAAAGUUACGGAAUGCGUUACUCGAAUGCCCGAUGAUGCCAGGCGACGAUUUUUAGAAUAUGAUAGAAUGAUUUUAUCAUUUGACGCCAAAUGGAAUGACGAUUAUUAUCAAAUAAUGUAUUUCUUAAUGGACGAUACCAUAGCUAUACGCGAGGUUCAUAAACCAAAUAAUGGCAAGGAUCCUGUAACAAUGCUUUUAAAGAGAAUGAAAGUACCAAAAAAUUGGAAAUAUUUUCCAUCGUCUUAUCCAGGAAUAUAUAUGGAAUACGGAGAUCCCGAGAUAAUAGAGUAUUAUACACCAAAGGAUUUUAAGAUAGGUGAAACGGUAUAUAUAUUUGGAAGACAAUUUCUUUUAUACGAUUGUGACCUUUUUACGAGAAAAUAUUAUUCCGAAGUACUAAAGAUAAUUCAGCCUAGUAGUAUUCCUAUUGAUCCUCCUAUUGAUCAGAUAAAGCCAUUGUCUGAACAUAAAAUACCUCCGCAUAUUAUGUUAGGAACCCCCGAAGACACGUACGCUAGCUGUUUAUCCUAUAGAGUUAAACCACCUAAAAAGGAUGUUAUAAGACAAUUAUCUAAUUUCCCUCGAAAAUUACGUUAUUCUAUGAAGAUGGAUAAUGUACAUCCUGAAGAUCAAGAUCGUGAUUUCGUCUUAGAAUACAAUUUAAGCGAAGGUACCGUGCUAAUACAAGAGCUCGAGAAACGUAAUUCUGGUCGUCGCGAAGGAUGCUUCUUGAAAGCAACGCUUGUUAAGAAACCUGGCACUGAUAGGGAUAAUCCAUUAUAUUACACGCCGCAAGACUUUUUUAUUGGAGCUCGAAUUAAUGUUUUUAAUCAUUACUUUACUAUAAAUGGCGCUGAUCUAUUUGUAUAUCGUUAUAUGGAGGCAAAUCCCGAAAAGUUUUGUCAGCAGAUACGAGACAAUAUGCGCAAUUAUUUUGCACAACAAGAACUACUUCAAAAUGAUAUAAUGAUAGAAGCAAAGAAAAUACAACGAAGACAACAUGAUGCAGACAUCUUUGUUGAAAAAGAAAUAGAGAAUGAAGGUCCUUUAAAUUCUCAAAUUUGUCAGGACGUUGAAGGAAAAACAAAAGAAAUUUUGUAAAACAUAAAAUGAGAUCUUCCGUCAUUGCCUUAAUUUAGUCAUAACAAAUUCAUUAAAUAUUUCUAUUUUUUUUUUUUUAUCUAUCACAGAGGAUACAGAGAAAUUUGUAUUUGCCAAUGCUAAGACAGAAUCAACUAUUUAGAAUUAAGCAACAAAUGUAAUUAACAUCCAUGCACUCUAUUUAAAUAUUAUUAUCAAAAUUAUUUAACUUACUACAAUUCCAUGAUCCUUAGAAUAUAUUAAUAACUUUCUCUGAAAAUGUAUAAAGUAGAAAAAAAAACUAAAAAGGAAUAUUUCUUUGACAUUAACAAGUGGAUCCAACUCAAGAUCGUAAUAUUACUGAUACUGUGUGUAUUUAUAUAUUGCAGAAGGUAAAUAAUAAUUAUUGAUUAUUGCAAAUGUGUUAUCACUUUUGCAUAAACUAUGAAUUAUAAAAGUCAUUUUAGUCUAUACAAAUGUUAUUGUUUGGUAAAGAGAAAUAGCUUACAAUGAUGUAAUAUAAGUUGUUUAGGUGUAAAUAAACUGAAGCAGAAAUCUAGUGAUACUAUUUUAGACAACCGUCGGAUAUUACCGAGAAUUUAAUUAACCAAUAACCACAAGUAAAGCUAUAACGAAAGAUAGGAAGAAAUCUUUCCUUUUUAAAUAUAUUUUUUUACAUUGUAAAUUUGUGUAUGUGUGUUUGUGUGUGUAUGGUGUUAUAUA
Vespula vulgaris is the source of this 2646-nucleotide messenger RNA. RefSeq names its product EF-hand domain-containing protein 1-like. The record is from RefSeq and is a predicted model, not a curated record. Gene Ontology annotation, molecular function: alpha-tubulin binding. Gene Ontology annotation, cellular component: axoneme; mitotic spindle. Gene Ontology annotation, biological process: cilium-dependent cell motility; mitotic cytokinesis; mitotic spindle organization. NCBI's taxonomy places the organism in Eukaryota, Metazoa, Arthropoda, Insecta, Hymenoptera, Vespidae.